Molecule: messenger RNA, 1404 nt
Organism: Castor canadensis (American beaver)
Lineage: Eukaryota; Metazoa; Chordata; Mammalia; Rodentia; Castoridae
Source: RefSeq, a predicted model, not a curated record
AUGGUCCUGGCUGUCCAGUUGCUCUACUUCACUUACAUCUGGAUCACAUUGACAAGUGCCUCUGCUGCCUCUGACAUUAGGAGGCACCAUCAGCGAUGCUCCUCUUCAAUGAAACAAAUCUGCAAACAAGAAACUAGGAUGAACAAAGAUGACAGCACCAAAAUGUGGCCCCAGAAACACAAGCAACUACUCCAUAUAGAAGACCAUGAUUUUGCAAUGAGACCUGGAUUUGGAGGGUCCCCAGUUCCAGUAGGCAUAGACAUCCAGGUUGAAAGCAUCGACAGCAUUUCAGAGGUUGGUAUGGACUUUACAAUGACUUUUUACCUCCGGCACUACUGGAAAGAUGAGAGGCUCUCCUUUCCUAGCACGACAAACAAAAGUAUGACCUUUGAUCACAGAUUGAUCAAAAAGAUUUGGGUGCCUGAUAUCUUCUUUGUUCAUUCUAAAAGAUCCUUCAUUCAUGAUACAACCAUGGAGAACAUGAUGCUACGAGUACACCCUGAUGGAAAUGUUCUCUUCAGUCUCAGGAUAACGGUUUCAGCCAUGUGCUUUAUGGAUUUCAGCAGGUUUCCUCUUGAUACUCAAAACUGUUCUCUUGAACUGGAAAGCUAUGCCUAUAAUGAGGAGGAUCUAAUGCUGUACUGGAAACAUGGUAACAAGUCCUUAAAUACUGAAGAGCAUAUUUCCCUUUCCAAGUUCUUCAUUGAGGAGUUCAGUGCGUCCAGUGGAUUAGCUUUCUAUAGCAGCACAGGUUGGUACUAUAGGCUUUUCAUCAACUUUGUGCUAAGGAGGCACGUUUUCUUCUUUGUGCUGCAAACCUAUUUCCCAGCCAUGCUGAUGGUAAUGCUUUCAUGGGUGUCAUUCUGGAUUGACAGAAGAGCCGUUCCUGCAAGAGUGUCCCUGGGAAUCACCACGGUGCUGACCAUGUCCACGAUUGUCACUGGUGUGAGUACCUCCAUGCCCCAGAUGUCCUACAUCAAGGCUGUGGACGUAUACUUGUGGGUCAGCUCUCUCUUUGUGUUUCUGUCAGUCAUUGAGUAUGCAGCCGUAAAUUACCUCACCACAGUGGAAGAGUGGGAAGAAUUCAAGAGGAGAGGGAAGAUUUCUGGAAUGUACAAUAUUGAUGCAGUUCAAGCCAUGGCCUUCGAUGGUUGUUACCAUGACAGCGGGAGUGAUGUGGACCAGACAUCCUUUUCUCUGCACUCAGAAGAGGACUUCAUGAGAAGAAGAUCCACAGGCAGCCCCAGCACAGAGUCACCUCAGAUAAAGAGAAGAAAAUCCCUUAGAGGAAACAUUGGUAGAAUCAUCCUAGAAAACAACCAUGUCAUUGACACCUAUUCUAGAAUUUUAUUUCCUAUUGUUUUUAUAAUAUUUAAUUUGUUUUACUGGGGUGUGUAUGUAUAA